AUGGCUGCUCAUGGUGCCUCUGCUGCUGCAGCAUCAGUUCUUGCUGCAGUAGUAGCAGCGGUUGUUGUUUGUUCAUCAGUGUUGCCUCGUGCUCUGGCCUCUGAUCCGAGCCCUCUCCAAGAUUUCUGCGUUGCUGAUAAACUCAGUAACGUGUUCGUGAAUGGGUUCGUCUGCAAGAACCCGAAGCAGGUGACGGCGAACGACUUCUUCUUCCGCGGGCUGAACGUGGCGGGCAACACGAUGAACGCGCAGGGGUCGGCGGUGACGCCGGUGACGGUGGUGGAGCUGCCGGGGCUCAACACGCUCGGCAUCUCGCUGGCGCGCAUCGACUUCGCCCCCAACGGCGGCCAGAACCCGCCGCACACGCACCCGCGCGCCACCGAGGUCCUCACCGUCGUCCAGGGCACCCUCCUCGUCGGCUUCGUCACCUCCAACCAGAACGGCAACCAGCUCGUCUCCAGGCAGCUCGGCGAGGGCGACGUCUUCGUCUUCCCCAUGGGCCUCAUCCACUUCCAGGUCAACAACGGCGCCGUCCCGGCCGUCGCCAUCGCCGGCCUUAGCAGCCAGAACCCCGGCGUCAUCACCAUCGCCAACGCCGUCUUCGGCUCCAACCCGCCCAUCCUCGACGACGUCCUCGCCAAGGCCUUCAUGAUCGACAAGGCGCAGGUCGACUGGAUCCAGGCCAAGUUCGCCGCGCCACCGGCUGCCUCCGGCGGCAUCGGCGGCGGAGGCGCCGGCGGCUUCAUCGGCGGCGGCGGUGGCUUCCCCGGCCGCGGCGCCCCAUAG
This is a messenger RNA of Oryza brachyantha (malo sina), 786 nucleotides long. Its product is annotated as germin-like protein 4-1. Gene Ontology annotation, cellular component: cell wall. The record is from RefSeq and is a predicted model, not a curated record. The transcript is spliced from 2 exons. Gene Ontology annotation, molecular function: manganese ion binding. The coding region runs from base 1 to 786 and encodes 261 amino acids. Lineage: Eukaryota; Viridiplantae; Streptophyta; Magnoliopsida; Poales; Poaceae.